Saxophila tyrrhenica is the source of this 381-nucleotide messenger RNA. RefSeq lists its product as uncharacterized. Gene Ontology annotation, molecular function: protein-disulfide reductase activity. The coding region runs from base 1 to 381 and encodes 126 amino acids. The record is from RefSeq and is a predicted model, not a curated record. Lineage: Eukaryota; Fungi; Ascomycota; Dothideomycetes; Mycosphaerellales; Extremaceae. The transcript has a single exon. Gene Ontology annotation, cellular component: cytosol.
AUGGCCGACUCACUUCACCACAUCAACUCCCUCCCCGAACUCCAGACCCUCUUCUCCAACACUACAUACGUCGCGGUCGACUUCUACGCCGACUGGUGCGGCCCAUGUAAAACCAUCGCACCCGUCUACGCCAACCUCUCCAAGAAACACAGCGCCCCGGGAGUGUUAGGUUUCGCCAAAGUCAACGUCGACCACGCGCAAGACAUUGCACGGCAGUACCGUGUUUCUGCAAUGCCUACGUUUAUGUUUUUCAAGGAUGGGAAGCAGGUCGGGGUGAACGGGCAGGCGAUGAUUCAGGGCGCUGAUCCGAGGAGCUUGACAGCGGCAUGUGAGAAGUUGGGGGGAUUGGCGGCGAAGAGGGUGGAGGAGGGGAAGAAGUGA